AUGGAGUUCACCGCAAUCAGGGCCUCCACCGCGGCCGCUGCCGGCUGCUCUUCGCCGCCGCCUGCGGCGGAUCAUAAGGCCGAGGAGGAGGCGGCGGGGGCGGUGGAGAAGGAGCACAUGUUCGACAAGGUCGUGACCCCGAGCGACGUGGGCAAGCUGAACCGGCUGGUGAUCCCGAAGCAGCACGCGGAGAAGUACUUCCCGCUCGACACCUCCUCCACCGACAAGGGCCUCCUGCUCAGCUUCGAGGACCGCGCCGGCAAGCCGUGGCGCUUCCGCUACUCCUACUGGAACAGCAGCCAGAGCUACGUCAUGACCAAGGGCUGGAGCCGCUUCGUCAAGGAGAAGCGCCUCGACGCCGGGGACACCGUCUCCUUCGGCCGCGGCGUCGGGGAGGCCGCCAGGGGCAGGCUCUUCAUCGACUGGCGCCGCCGCCCCGACGUCGUCCUCCCACCCGGGCACCACCGGGGCUUUGCUCUCCCCUCUGUGCCCUUCUCGCCGUGGAUGGCGCACCCGGCCGGACCCGGCGGCGCUGGCGGCAGGAUGUUCCUCCAGGCGACUUCCCCGGCGACCCUCUACGACUACGACGCCUACCAACACCACCACCAGCGGCGACACAUCGGGUACGACGGGUACGGGGCGGCGCCCGGCAGGCAGGUGGUGUACUACCAGCCGCAGCAGCAAUACCACCACCAGCACCCGUCGCUGGUCCUGGAGUCGGUGCCGGUGCGCAUGAGCAUGGCGGCAGCGCCAGCGCACCCGGAGCCGUCCGCCGUGGCGACGUCGGGGUCGAAGCGGGUGCGGCUCUUCGGGGUGAACCUCGAGUGCGCGGCGGACGCCGAGGAGGACUUCAGCGGGCCCGGGAGAACGGCGACAACGGCGCUGCAGCUGCUGUCACCGGCCUCCUCCUCAUCGUCGUCGUCCGGGAAAGCGAGGUGCUCUUUGAAUCUUGACUUGUGA
Molecule: messenger RNA, 960 nt
Organism: Triticum turgidum subsp. durum (durum wheat)
Lineage: Eukaryota; Viridiplantae; Streptophyta; Magnoliopsida; Poales; Poaceae
Source: the annotation of a GenBank genome assembly